AUGUCUGGAGUUCACGUCGCAUGGAUUGGUCUCGGCAACAUUGGCCGAGGCAUGAGUGCCAACAUCGCCCAAAAAGGUCCUCAGGCCAGUCUCACUCUGUACAACCGUACAACCUCCCGCGCAAUCACACACGCCGAAACCCUUAACCAGCCCGACAAGAUCAAAGUCGCAACCACCCUCCCCGAAGCAAUCGCAAAUGCCGAUAUCGUCUUCACUUGUGUAGGUGACGACGCCGCAUUGGACGCAAUUACCUCUGGAAUCCUGGCCGAUAGCACGGAUCUUUCUCAAAAGACCUUCGUCGACUGCUCAACCGUGCACCCGGACACAUCACGACGCACCGAGAGUGCAUACGCUGCACGUGGAGCUGGAUUCGUUGCUAGCCCGGUAUUCGGGGCACCGAACAUGGCUGAUAUCGGCCAACUAAUUAUCGUCCCCGCUGGUAAACAGGCAUCCAUUGCGAAGGCACGACCAUUCUAUGAGGGUGUUACUGCAUCGCGAACAAUUGAUCUUUCCUCUGGAACUGGAGAAGAUAUUGAUGUUGGACGUGCGACUACUAUGAAGGUUAUCGGAAACACAUUUAUUCUGAACACUGUUGGUGUUCUCGCUGAGGCACUCACUGCUGCUGAGACUACUGGUCUUGGUGUUGGUCCUCUUAAGGAGUGGUUGGAUGUUUUUGCUCCGGGACCUUUUGCUAAGUAUGCGGGUCGUAUGGUUACUGGUGAUUAUUAUCUCCGUGAUGAGCCUCUUUUCGCGGUUGAUCUUGCUAGAAAGGAUCUUCGUCAUGCUUCUGGAAUUGCCAAGGAGGCUGGUCAGCGUAUGAGGAAUGUGGAGGUUACGGAUCACUUCCUUAGUAUUGUUAAGGAGGAGAUGGGUGAGAAGGGAGAUAUUGCGGGUGUUUAUGGAGCGAUUCGCAAGGAGGCUGGAUUGGAGUAUGGUAACCAGAAGUGA
Messenger RNA from Penicillium malachiteum, 948 nucleotides. RefSeq names its product NAD(P)-dependent oxidoreductase. Gene Ontology annotation, molecular function: oxidoreductase activity, acting on the CH-OH group of donors, NAD or NADP as acceptor; NAD binding; NADP binding. Bases 1 to 948 code for a protein of 315 amino acids. The record is from RefSeq and is a predicted model, not a curated record. The transcript has 2 exons. Lineage: Eukaryota; Fungi; Ascomycota; Eurotiomycetes; Eurotiales; Aspergillaceae.